AUGCGGAAACCAUAUUAUCAGGUCUAUUCGACUGACGAUUAUAAUCCAGAAAAUGUACGCUAUCCAACAAAAUCUUUGUAUGGUGGUACAAAUGAGUCACCUUAUUAUAUUGAUAAUCAAAAUCCAUCUUGGAUUAAUGGAAUGCCAACACCUUCUAAUUAUUUACCAAACGAUAAUCAUUUACAAUUCAGUGAAUCCAAUUCUUGUUUACCACCCAUGGCCAGUUUUCGAUCUGGUACAUAUGGUUCAAAUGGAACGGAACAAACAGUGCAAACCGGAGAAGCAUUAGGAAAAGCAUUACAAUCUAUCUAUCCAAAUGAUGUUCCAAGCAGUAAUACGUAUUCAUCCACACCAUCGUCUACACCACCACUCAACGGAUCUAGUCAACAAUGGGCAAAUGCAUCUCAGCAGUCACAGCAAUAUCAAAAUCAACUGCAUCCACUUGCAACACUAAUCGAUACAACAGAUGAGCCGUAUUUUUUGCUCAAUCUAACAGAGCCUCCAAGACUCCAAGAUGUCGAUGAUUCAUUGCAUAUUCUACGUAAUAAUAGUCAUUUAUCCGAUCACUAUCAUCAUAUUCAACAUCAACAUCACUCAGGUGGUUAUAACAUGCAUCAUUUACAACAGCCACAACAUUCCAGUGCCGCUUAUUCAGCAUUUUUAAAUCCACAUUUAUCAUCGUCACCAAUUUCAAAUUCAAUGCCACCUCCACCACCACCUUCAACGUCAACAUUACAGUCACAUGAGCAACAAUUAAGAAAUCGUCGUCAAAAUCUAACAGCUGACACCUAUUCAAGUUCUUAUUCGACUAUAGAUGCAAAUCCAUCAUCGACAUCAUCAACAUCAUCAAUCGAAACAAAUGAUCUUAAACUUGAAAAUUUAGAAAAAGUGAAGUUAUCAUCGAAAUCAUUGGAUGUUGAAAAUAAACCACCAUCUCAACAAUCUUCUUCUGCAUCAUCAGCUAUUAAUAAUGAGAAACUAGAUGAUUUUAGUAGACAACAACAAAUUGAUAUUGGAGCUACACAAGAAAAUUCUGCACCUCUCAGUAUUUCAGUUGGAUCUGUAGCAGCAAAUAUUGGAGCCAGUUCUUCGUCAUCAAAAUCAAAAAAUAAUUGUAACACUAGUCCAAACAAUUUAUCAUGUCUAACAAGAGGACCCGGCUCAACUGGGAGUAUUGACGAUAAUGAAAGUCCAGAAGAACGUGAGAGACGAGAAAAAGAUCGACGCGCAGCCAAUAAUGCGAGAGAAAGACUUCGUGUACGAGAUAUCAAUGACGCUUUUAAAGAACUUGGUAGAAUGUGCUCAAUUCAUAUGAGAAAUGAUAAACCCAUUACGAAACUUGGAAUUUUACAACAGGCUGUUAAUCUUAUUACGUCUCUUGAACAACAAGUCCGAGAACGUAAUUUGAAUCCUAAAGCAGCUUGUUUAAGACGACGUGAAGAAGAAAAAGAAGAUUUAAAUGGAAGUAAUGGUGGUGGUGGCGGUGGUGGUGGUGGUAUAAAUGUUAGCGCACAAUCACUUGUUUCACCAUCACCAUCUUUAGAUGGUAAUACAAACUUUAUUGAUCCCAUGCAUCAUUCUAUACCUCCAAAUUAUUGGCAAGGAGUAUGA
Molecule: messenger RNA, 1611 nt
Organism: Didymodactylos carnosus
Lineage: Eukaryota; Metazoa; Rotifera; Eurotatoria; Philodinida; Philodinidae
Source: the annotation of a GenBank genome assembly